AUGGAAGGGUACGAAGAAAGUGAAUUAAAAAAAAAGGAAGAAGAUAAUAAUGAUAUAGUGUGUUAUGUUAAAUGGAUAACUAGUAUAAUCCGUACUGAUGAUGUAUUGAAAGUUAAAUGGGAGGAUAUAGAAAUUGAAAAAUCGAAAAAAAGACAAUUGAAAAUAAAGGAAAGAGAAGAAAUUAGUAAUGAAAAAAAAAAAAAAAAAAAAAACGAUGAAAAUGAUGGUAUAACCUCAUUAUAUAAUAAAGGUAGAAAUAUAAUAGGUCAAUGGAAAUCAUUAUAUAAUAUAAAAUCAAUAAAAAGUUGGACAAAUAAAAAUGAAAUUAAAGAUGAUUUAGAAAAUGAUAAUAGUCUUUCAUCAUGUAGUGUAUCCGAAAUUGGAAGUGAAGGGGAGGAAGAAGUUUCUACUAAUGAAGUUAAAAAGAUUAUAAAAAAAAAUAUAGAUUAUACAGCAUUAAGUAGGUAUAUAAAAGAGGGGUCAUUUUCUGAUGAAGGUGAGAAGGACAAAAAUGAAGGUCGAGAUAGGGAUUUAAUUAGUUAUAAUAUAUUUAAAGAAAUAAUAAACCAAAACAAUGAAUUGGAUAUGAUAUUUUUUCAUAAUUUAAAUAUGCAUAGGAAUAAUGAUAAAGAGGUAAAGGAAAACAUAAAGAAUGAACAGAAUGGAGUUAUUGAUAGGAGUGCAAAAAAUGAUUUAGAAAAAGAGAGUAAUAAUAAAAUAGUUGAAAACAAAUUAAUUAAUAAUAUAAAAAAUGAGAAUUUGAAUAAUAGUUUGAAUUUAAAAUUAGAGUCAGAUUUCGAUCCUUCAAAAAGAAUGGAAAAUAAUAAUUUUUGUUUUUGGAAUAUGGAAAAUGAGACAUGCAUAACAAGACCUUUAUAUGCAAACCAAUUAAAUAAAAAAAGUUAUACAUUAUUAGAUGAAUCUGAAGAAAUGAUUAAACAGUUUUCAUCAAAUCAAUAUUCAAUAAAAUUUGUUCCUAGACAUUUACUUUAUUCUGUAAGUCAAGUAGCGUCAAGAACAUUUUUCGACCCUCUAUAUAGAAAGCAAUUAUUUUUUUAA
Molecule: messenger RNA, 1059 nt
Organism: Plasmodium vinckei vinckei
Lineage: Eukaryota; Apicomplexa; Aconoidasida; Haemosporida; Plasmodiidae
Product: conserved Plasmodium protein, unknown function
Exons: 1
Coding region: 1-1059 (352 amino acids)
Source: RefSeq, a predicted model, not a curated record